GAAAAGGAAGUCAGAAAGAAGAUGUGGAUUUUUAGCUCUCCCGUCGAAUUUGACGGAGUGCAUCGUUUCUUGAAACUUUCCAAAGAUAUACUACUAAUAGAGGAGGCAGAAGAUGCUCGAGGACUAACUAAUCGGUGUGUUGGGCAGGUGCUAACGAGUGAAAUCAUCGCAGUCCUGCCAGUGAAAACAGAAGUAAGCUAUGUGGAGCAUUCAAAGCACAAUGCAUAUGAGCUGAAACCCAUCAACUGUGGCAUUGUGACGUUCACUUGUCACGUUGUUAAGCGGAUCAGCAAUCAUAGGUGGCGGGACCACCAUUGGUUGUUUCGAUGUGCGGACGCAAGCAUAUGUCAAAAAUGGCAGGAUCGAAUCAAGGCAGUGCUGGCUGGUUUCCAGCGCCCUCAAUCACUCAUAGUUUUCAUCAACCCAUUUGGAGGAAAGCGAAAGGCACCAAAGAUCUACGAGACGAAGGUUGCGCCAUAUUUUCAGCUGGCAGGAAUACGUGCGCGUGUUAUCAUGACAGAGAGAGCAGGACAUGCAUAUGACACCAUCGUUGCCGACCCUGACAUCGACAAACUAGAUGGUAUCGUGUGCGUCGGUGGCGACGGCAUGUAUGCGGAGGUGUUGAAUGGGUUGCUGACCCGGACUCAGCGCAGGCACGGCGUAUCGCAGGACUCCAUGAACACACACCUAGUGUCGCCGGACAUGCGAAUAGGAAUCAUACCUGCAGGUUCUACUGAUGCUGUUGUAUAUGGGACAGUUGGAAUCAACGACGCAAUCACAUCUGCCCUACACAUAGUUAUAGGAGACAAAGUAGCCAUAGACGUCUCCGCCGUGCACCACAACCACAAGCUGCUGGCGUACUGUUCCUCACUGCUUGCUUAUGGUUACUAUGGCGACGCAGUUGUAGACAGUGAGCGCCAUAGGUGGAUGGGACCGAAACGUUACGAUUAUUCAGGGUUCAAGAAAUUUGUGCGGAACAUUAGCUACGAGGGUGAGGUCAGGUUCCUGCCUCACGAGGACACACCUGGCAAGCUAGAUGAUGGAACAAGUUGUCACUCAGGGUGCACAGUGUGUCAGCAGGCAGGAGAUAAAGCACGAAAACUGCGCAGUGAAGAUGUAUCAUUCGAAAAUGGGAACUGGCAGACAAUAUCGGGACGUUUCUUGGCAGUCAACAGCGUCACAAUGUCCUGUCUGUGUCACAUGAGUCCGAACGGACUGUCACCCUUCGCGCACAUUGGUGACGGAUGCACCGAUCUCAUCUUGGUGCACGACACGUCGCGAUUCAAUUACAUGCGCCAUCUAUGGAGGACGGCAACAACUAAAGGUCAUCCACUCAACAUGGGAUUCGUUCAGGCAUUUAGAGUAAAAGCUUACAGCUUUCGCCCCCUGGUGGCAGGCAGCCUAUCUACUCUCAAUUCCACCGGCAAUAACUCGAACAUGGUCUGUCAGGAGGGACCAACAACCAGUGUAUGGAAUUGUGAUGGCGAAAUCAUAAAAGAACCAGCAAUAGACGUCAGGGUUCACUGUCAACUGGUGAAGAUUUUCGGACGUGGGAUUGAGGAGGAAGAUGACAGCUCUUGCACAAUGUCCUGUAACCCUAGGGCAUCUACCAAGUCCCCACCGAUAUAGCCUAGCAUGCUGUGACGAGUGACACAGGGUGAUGUACAGUUAUAUACAGACAGGCAAAUGAGUCCGUGAUUAGGAAAUAGAUGGCGUGUGAUAGAUACUACUUUAACAGCCUACAUUGAUACAACAGGGUACGUAGGCACUUGUCGCACAUACUUUCGUUUUAUGGUCGCGCAGUUUUGUUGUUUGAGGACAGACAGAUGAAGACUUUAAAGUAGGAUAGAUUGUGAUGUGAUAGACACUGCUGUCCGGUGCUUCAUGCUACGAAUAUUGUUUAGAAACUUACUUAGGUGCUGGCAACUUAAGGUUUAAGGUUGGCAUUAUUGCGGGUAUAUGUAUCUAUAGAUGUUCUACGAUGAUAGGCAAACGUUAAUUAAUUAUGGUGUGACAGUAGUGGCCUUUAGUGGGCGGCUAAUGGACCAGUGGUAGUAACUAGCAUUAGUCCCACCAGCACGCAACGUGCAUGACACACCCGUAGAGGUAUUACUUGGAUACCUAGUUCCUCCAUGUACAAACCGGCGUGAAAUAUCGUGUUGCAUAAUCAAUCGACGUUUUUUCUAGACCAUGUUGAUAUUAAUACUGAACAUAUCUUUAGCUGAUUGUACGUACUGUGGGGCCACGUAUUAUUAUUCUAUGUAUCGUAGUGCCCCAAAUGUUCGUGCAUAUUUUAUACUGCCAUUAAAUAAAGCUGCUUCUAGAUGGAGUUGCUACAUAGAUAGCUUCAGAUACGCCAAGUAAAUGUGAUGAAAUCGGAAGAGAUUAACAAAACUAUAGCAGUCACAUGAACUAUGGUUUAGGCCAGUUUCAGUGGGUAUAGAAAAAGGGUAUUUAUCUUACUAUAAAUUGGAGAUUUUCAGAUUAAAUAUAGGUCGUUUUUGUUCAAAUCAACCUUUUAAAAAGUAACUGUAGAGAAAUGGCUACUAAUCUAUGUGAUGUUAUAUCAUAGCAAUUUAAAAAUGCAGUGCCCCUUGUAGUGUGUGUAAGGUGGAGAUCGAGUAUUCUAUUUGUAUGGUGAUCACACUAGCUGUGUGACUGUGCGAGUACUAUGGGGUAGUUUUAUAAAUAUAGUUCGCGUCAAACUGCUAGAAAUCCAUUCCGCUUUUUAUACGAUAUUAUACAAACAAGCGUCUUAUCAGCGUAUAUAAACUAGCUAUCGAGCAUAUUGUUAAGCAUAAUCAAGAGUGGAUAAUAGAUAUUGUAUGUCUAAUGUCUACUCGUCAUAUAUUAUAUAUACCGGUAACGCAUAUGUGUGAGAUUGAGAUUAUUGUGUGUGGAGGUGUACCACGAGUGUGCACUCUUACUUUAUAUCUGUUAUAAUAGUGCAGUAUACAGUUUCCUAUUUCUCAGUAGUGACUUCACUGUCCCACUUCAUUGAAAUUAUCCACGUCAUUCUAGGUUCUAGUCAACAAAUGACAAAGAUUUGUUCGGUUUUAUCUUGCUCAUAUUAGCAGAACAAAAUGUUAGCGAAUAAGUUGUGCAAUAACGUUAACAUUUUUAAAUUAAGGCGGUAUUGUUUUAGACAAUGCGCAAUUAUGGUAGCGUAAUGGAAAGUGAGGCGAGUGACCGUUGUUGCCACGAUAUCAGGUCGGAAUUAUUGCCUAUUAAUGAUCUUUAAGCAAGCGACGGUGUCUAUUGCACUAGCUUGGCACUUAACCACGGUGUUGAUUGACGUCUGAGCAUAUCAGCUGAAAGGUAGACGUGUACAAACCAUAGAUUAUAUGUGAAAUGUGUGAGCAUACUGAAUCUAGCAGAAAACAAGCAUAGCAGGUAUGUAAGGUACGCAGUGACACACGUGUGUGUGAAGAUUAUAUUGGUAUAGAUAGAUGGAAUUUUGUUACGGCACAAGGUGCUGUACAUGUGGUGCCGAGAGAGCGUUGUAUCUCUAGUCGUUACUUUAAGCUUGCUUGCACCUGUUGGCUGCUAUUAGGGUGAGCGGUUACAGAUGUUGAUUUUGACAGCGGUGGAUGUUUAUUUAUGAUCAAUGCAAUCGCACAUAACAGGCCCGUUUUAUUUCGAUUGUUUAAUUUAUGUUUGUAGCGUGCGUGUUUAAAAAUUGCCAUUCUCAACAAGAUCACCCAUAAUUAAUUAUAUUCAUCUAUUUUAGAUGCUAUUGUAUAAAUGAAGCAUAACGUAUGAAUAAAGUAUUCAAAGUAGAA
Molecule: messenger RNA, 3782 nt
Organism: Priapulus caudatus
Lineage: Eukaryota; Metazoa; Priapulida; Priapulimorpha; Priapulimorphida; Priapulidae
Product: ceramide kinase-like
Exons: 12
Coding region: 22-1629 (535 amino acids)
Molecular function (GO): kinase activity
Source: RefSeq, a predicted model, not a curated record